Messenger RNA from Dendroctonus ponderosae (mountain pine beetle), 4162 nucleotides. RefSeq lists its product as uncharacterized. The record is from RefSeq and is a predicted model, not a curated record. NCBI's taxonomy places the organism in Eukaryota, Metazoa, Arthropoda, Insecta, Coleoptera, Curculionidae. Bases 391 to 1299 code for a protein of 302 amino acids. The transcript is spliced from 3 exons.
AAAUGGUGAUUUUCCUCAAACUUUGUGAUUUGUUUCGCUGAAACCGCUUAUUUUAAAAUGUUCCUUAAAGUAAAACCAAGAGGAAAUUAAAAAUGGACAGGACAAGCGGUGGCGGAGGGACAAACGACAAGAUCACCAAAAUUGAUGUUGGUAAUAGGGACAACACUAAAAAAAUGUGCCAGAACUGUCACAAUUUCAUCUUCCUCCUUUGAGGUUCUGUGUUCUGUGGCUUGUAAGCGGGUUAAAAUGACAGUAGGUAUUUUUGAAUUCCUCAAGAGUUUAGCCAAAGUUGCCUGCAAUAGUUGAACUAUACGUGCAAAUGGGUGGAGCAGUGGUAUAGAUGAUCGUUCUAGGUGGUAAAGUACAUAGCUAGCUUUGAACAGUUGAAAUAUGCUUAUCGUGAAAAGUCAAGAUAGUUUGGUGGAAAGAAAUAACGCGUUGAACACGAUGGUUAAUACUGAAACACCUGAAGACAUGAGGAACACUGAUUCCAAGGAUAUAUUCCAAUAUCAACUGCCAAGAAUGAGAGCUUCGUAUACCCUGACAGUAGCUCCAGAUAGUACGACUGCAGACUUACCUGAGCCAGCUAAUUCUUCGAUGGACGCUAAAGUUUUAUGUAACAGUGAAUCAAAACGACUUGAGAACGCCUCACUAGCAGAAUAUGAGCCUCAUUUAUCUGAAGGGGAUCCUCUGAAAUAUUACAAACCCACCAUACCUGCACAGCCCACAGUAAUUAGCACUGUUCCAAAAUCUCCAAAACCGAUUAUGGCGAAUAAAUCGACUACUGCAGCAAGUGAUGAUAAAGAUUUUGAGAUUCCUUUGGAAGAGUCUUUAAGAGCAGUAGAAGAUUUUAUCAGGAAGGAAAAAGAAUUAUCAAAGUGGCAGGUUGGAGAAGAUGUUUUAGCUAAAUGGAAAGGCAAUGGACGGUACUAUAAAGCUAAAAUCUUGGAAAUUAUUCCCACAGGAACGGUUGUUGUCGUCUUUGAAUCAUAUGAGGUAACUGAUGAGUUAGACUACAAAGAUUUGUGCAAGUAUUUUAACAAAACUAAUACGUUUAAAAAGAAGGGAUGUCCGCAAGUCGGAGUGAAAACGGUUGCUACGAAUGUAGAUGUCAUUUCUGUUAAGAAGCGAGCAAAAGUGCUCAAACAAAAAAUAUCACAACCCAAAAGACUGCCAUAUUUCUCAGUUUUCCGAAAAUCAAACAUGACAAAAAAGAAACUAAUGUAUUUUAAGAGAAAAAUCCAAAUCUUAAGGAAGUUAAAAUCAAAACGUCGAGCCGCUAUUAAAAAUAAUUCCUAAAAUAUUACAGAUUUUUACCGAAGUGUCUAUCUACAUGUGAUCUGCAUGAAAGGUAUAAUUAGUUGCAAAUUUUACCCUUUUUGCACUACUCAUGUGGACAGGUAUAUAGAUAUUGGUUUUGGGAUAUUGAUCAAUGUGUGUAUGUUCAUGUAUUAAGUAUAUGCCUUUUCUAUAGAGCAUUUCUAGAAUAUUUUUCUAAAUAAAUUGUCAGACCAAAUAAAUACUAAUAUGUUCAAAUAUUUAAAAGUACUAAUUCAACAUACAACAUCUUUACAUGAUGGCCUUUAUAAGGUGAUUACUAACUUUAUUGGCGUGGUUUUGAUGACUUCAUCAAAAUCUCUUCUCUCUAAAUUUAUCCGAUCAAGCACUUAAUUCCAAUAGUUUCGCAAAAAUCGGCCCAUUUAAACCAUUUUUCUGAAGUGAUGCAUAUAAGUUCGCCAAAUAUUUUUUAUCUAUUUACAUUGCAGCCAUAUUAGGAAACGGUUUAGUUAGAAUUACUUAAAAUUAAUGGCUACAGCGUAAGUAGACGUACUGUAUUAGAAAACCGUUAGUACACAUAAUCGAUCCAAUCAGUGGUGUUUCGUUAAACAUUUUGCACAUUAGAAAUCAAUCAAUACUAAAAUCAUCUGGGGGAUGAUGCUAUGCGUAAUAUCAGGAGCGUAAGCUAUCACUAUUAAAAAUAUACAUUUCCUAGUCAAGUCAGAGCUAUGAGAGUGAUGUAAGUUUAUCAGAAGAUUUAUGUUUUUGACACUAUUUUUUUCAGAGAAGAAAAGCUCUGUUGCUUCUUAAUAUUACAUAACAAGUUGUGUUUGUGCAAAGUUUAUACAAUUAUAUCGUUCAUUACUAUACGUGAUUGAUACCACGCUUUAUUUCUGGUGUCAGUCUGAUCUUAAAACAGACUUAAGUUGAAAUUAAAAUCUAUUGGAUUGAUUGAAUGCAUUGAGAACAAAUUCGAGUGUUUCAUUAGGUUGUUGCUAAAAUCUGAAAUUAAAGGGUUUUGUGUCGUUUUCGUACAUUAUUAGCAAUUUUUGCAGCUACUUUUACCGCCUGCCACAAUCCCAACUUUUAACUAGCUUCAUUUUAUUUUAUUUUUUGGUUGUCAUUUCUAAUCUGAUAAGUUAUGUGUACUAACGAUUUUCUGUGUACUAAUUUUGUGGUUCGCGUAGUAAGUCAAUGAGAAUAUUAGAAUAAAUGGCUGUAAUCAAUCUCAUUUAGUUAAUUUAGCGUACUUUUCAAGAAAAUAAAUAUUGAUUUUUAUUAUAAAAAAAGAACUUUGAAUAUUCAAAGUUACACCACCAGUUCCAAUUGACUGCCAAAUGGAAAUCAAUGCUAGACGUAGGAAAAUGUUUGUUUAAUUUUAAUUUUUCUCUGUCUCGGUCGGUGCAAUUUCUUAAGGUAAAGUAAAAUACUUUAUUCAAACAAUACAUAAUUGGAGUAAAACUUUCUUUAGUAGUGUGGGUUAUUGGUUGUAUAACUCAUGUAAAGUUUUCUGAUUUUCGAUUUAAAACGCAUUUGAUUUCAAUAUACUUUAAGGAAAUGUGCAUGUAUUUUUUUAACUUACUUAACAGCGUUGUAAAUAUGUAAUAUCAAUUAACACGUUCUCUUCGAACUGACGGAUCUCAAAGCAAUUACAUUCUAGUAAAGGGUUUGGAGUAACUAUGCAUUUAAACGGGCGCCCUAAUAAUUUCCCCAUAAACAGCUUAACAUUAGUAAUAACGGUCAUUGAACGUGUUAAUCGAUUCGUAAGAAUUGGUAUAAAUCAAUUAAUGUCUUGAAUCAUGAUGCACUUGUUAUAUAAUUUUUGUUAGAAAGUGUUUGUUAUGCAUUUGUAUGUUUAAUAUGUUAUGAGACUGAUUCGCGUAGCAUAAAUGUUUCCUUUUUCUUCGAGCAAGAUAUCAGCAUAACUAAUAACUUGUAACAAAAGAUAUACAUAUUUUUUUGCGAAAAAUGUUGAAAUUUGUUGUAGUCUUAGCAGUUGCGAUAUCGAUUACUAAUUGUAAAAAACCAUUCAUGAAUCUGUCGGGCUUUUGGAGUGACUUAACCAAGUCAUAUCAUCUUAGUUUUGAACUAAUUGUGAGAAAUGCAGAAAAAUGUCUCAUAGUUCUGGUGGUUAAACGUUUGCUAGUUCUGGCAUAAUUUUACAAGCGUUUUGUUUUGUGUCGCAGUUUCUUUGUUGUUUUUGUUUAACAUUUGUAACGUCUAACUAAGAACAAUAAUUUGGUCAAAUUUGAGUGUGAAGCUAUUUGUCGGCUGGCAAGAAAAAUGUAUUACCUCGACGGCGUUUCGGCAGUUCAGUUGCAGUUCGUGGAAACUGGAAACGUUUUGCAUAUAAACGUAUUAUUUAGAAAUAAUCUAUUGUAAAAACCUACAUCAUCUUGAAGAACAAAGUGCUCAAAGACUUUUUAUGUAUCAGAACAUUUUUGUUUGACUUCCUGUUAAAACACUAAGUAGUUAAGUGACAUUCGCCCCAAUAUGAUUUGCCAAUUAAUAUUGUUGUUGCGGUUUAAUACAUUUAGUUGAAUGCCAAUAAUUCAAUUAAUGGUUAUUGAAUGUCUAUUAAUACUCAUUUGGGGUGUUUAAAGACUGAAAACACAUUUGGAAAUUCUAUUAAGGUACUAGUUCAUUUUUUAUACUUAUCACCCCUUAUAUUUAUGCAAAAUAGGUAGGAAUAUUUGUAAGUGUAAUGUGCCAUACAUUUUUCGCUCAUUGCUUUCCAUGUUGAUACAUACUCAUCUGAAAUGCAAGCUCAAUUUUAUCUGCUAAUACCUUUAUAAUAGUCUAUUUUUCUCCUUUAAAUAUUCCGAUGAGCAUGUAUCCUAUCCAAUGAAUCAAACACUUGUUAGAAUAAAGAUAUGGAAUCUAA